Messenger RNA from Carya illinoinensis, 679 nucleotides. Its product is annotated as histone H2A.1-like. Bases 100 to 528 code for a protein of 142 amino acids. The transcript is spliced from 2 exons. Gene Ontology annotation, cellular component: nucleosome. NCBI's taxonomy places the organism in Eukaryota, Viridiplantae, Streptophyta, Magnoliopsida, Fagales, Juglandaceae. The record is from RefSeq and is a predicted model, not a curated record. Gene Ontology annotation, molecular function: protein heterodimerization activity; structural constituent of chromatin; DNA binding.
AUUCACUUUAAAUUCGAAAGAGCGCUUUUGAGAUUCAUAGUUCAUUUUGACUAAAAAUCGGAUCGUUUUUGUUAACGGAGGUCGUAGAUUUUCUCUCCAAUGGAGGCCGCGAAGACAACGAGGGGAGCGGGAGGAAGAAGGGGUGGAGACAGGAAGAAGUCGGUGUCGAAGUCAAUCAAGGCAGGGCUCCAGUUCCCCGUUGGUCGGAUCGCUCGGUACUUGAAGAAGGGUCGCUACGCCCAGAGAACGGGCACAGGGGCUCCGAUCUACCUCGCUGCGGUCCUUGAAUAUCUUGCCGCUGAGGUGCUGGAAUUGGCAGGGAACGCAGCACGUGAUAACAAGAAAAACAGGAUAAAUCCAAGGCACGUGCUUUUGGCUGUGAGGAACGACGAGGAACUGGGGAAGCUGCUUCAAGGCGUCACCAUUGCCAACGGCGGAGUUCUGCCAAACAUCAACCCAGUAUUACUACCAAAGAAAACCGCUACUUCCGAAUCCGAGAAGGUGUCCAAGUCGCCCAAGAAAGCCUAAACUCGAGAAAGAUAAAUAACAGAAGUAGUAAUUUUCUUUUAGUAUUACAACAAGGAUGGUGGUUUCUCCUACCCUUUUCGCAAGUUUCUGUUGCGGAAUUGUAGAUGCUAAAUUCAAAAUUAGUUAAAUGGAAAGCUGCCUGUUUUCUUUA